Molecule: messenger RNA, 441 nt
Organism: Saccharomyces eubayanus
Lineage: Eukaryota; Fungi; Ascomycota; Saccharomycetes; Saccharomycetales; Saccharomycetaceae
Gene: RPB8
Product: DNA-directed RNA polymerase core subunit RPB8
Exons: 1
Coding region: 1-441 (146 amino acids)
Biological process (GO): DNA-templated transcription
Cellular component (GO): RNA polymerase II, core complex; RNA polymerase III complex; RNA polymerase I complex
Molecular function (GO): DNA-directed RNA polymerase activity
Source: RefSeq, a predicted model, not a curated record
AUGUCCAGCACCCUAUUUGACGAUAUCUUCCAAGUCUCGGAAGUCGAUCCUGGUCGUUACAACAAAGUGUGUCGUAUCGAAGCCGCAUCCACCACCCAAGACCAAUGCAAACUAACAUUGGAUAUAAACGUUGAACUGUUCCCCGUCGCGCCACAAGAUUCGUUGACUGUCACUAUUGCAUCCUCUUUGAACCUUGAAGACACCCCAGCGAACGAGGCUUCUGUAACAAAAAGUUGGAGGCCUCCUCAACCUGGUGACAGAUCAUUGGCCGACGACUACGACUAUGUCAUGCACGGUACCGCUUACAAAUUCGAGGAAGUCAGCAAGGACCUAAUUGCGGUUUACUACUCGUUCGGCGGUCUGCUGAUGAGAUUGGAAGGUAACUACAGAAAUUUGAAUAAUUUGAAGCAGGAGAAUGCUUAUCUUUUGAUUCGUCGUUAA